Fusarium coffeatum is the source of this 2340-nucleotide messenger RNA. RefSeq lists its product as uncharacterized. The record is from RefSeq and is a predicted model, not a curated record. Lineage: Eukaryota; Fungi; Ascomycota; Sordariomycetes; Hypocreales; Nectriaceae. The coding region runs from base 1 to 2340 and encodes 779 amino acids. The transcript is spliced from 2 exons.
AUGCCACACGACAAUGAAUUGAGCUUCUUUGGUGUAGAACUUGAUGAGUUGAAGCAAGAUGUGUUCCGUCAGUCUUGGCGCGGCGCAAGACGCGACCGGCAGUAUUCCCCGCUUGGCGAUGAUGACUACCAUAUUCCGACGCCCUCGAUACGAGAGCAACCGACAAUAGGCCUGGACCAAAGCACAGAAUCAUUGAUCAAAGAUUCAUCGAAAUCCGAGAAACAAUCUUAUUGGAAAAAUUUCAAAGGUCCUGAAAGACCUAAAAGGGUCUGCAGAACUGGUGUGUGGGCUGUCCUACGCCACCUUGCAUUUUUCCAUAUCCUACCAAUCGGAAUCACCCUCGCUCUUCUGGGACUUUAUGUUCACAGGAUAAGAUGGGGCAACCUCACUGAAGAGCAAUUGAACUUUUUGCAGUUCGCUGCUAAAGCUCACGAGAUAUUAAUCCUCGUCUCGUUGACAGAUAUCCUCUUGCAACGAAUAUGCUACAGUCUUUUCCAUGAAGAUGACGGUGUUCCCUUGGGUCUUCUAUCAGCGCCCUUCUACCUUGGUUCACCGCUGCAAUAUUUCUUCAGCUGGGAAUUCUGGGCUGGUCUUCUGCAACCAGGUGCGAAGCCCAAGAGGGCGCGGUCUUGGAUGACUGGUACGGUUAUCAUCGUGACGAUUCUUCUCUCCGUUGCGGCGGCGCCACUAUCGGCCAUCGUCAUGAUUCCUCGUGAAGGAUGGUGGCAGGUAUAUGUGCCCUGGGAUGAGAGGUCAGACCGAAGGACCUACUUCAAGCCGGACAUCUAUCCAAAUGACCUCGGUGCAGACCAGGCAGAUUUCUAUGUCAUCGAACAUGAAUCAAACUCCACCCUUUUUGACCCUCUAUCACUGCUUCUUCCUAUACUCAGGGACACGCCCGGAGGAAAUAUGGAAACCAGUCGGCGACAGCUAUCGAAUGUCUCUUUCACAAACUAUCCCCAGAGAAUUGGAUCCGACCGGGAGAUAUCAUUAACACAGGACUUUGAACAAUUGUCGCUGGAACUUGCGGUUGCCACAACGCCGAUGGACACUUUGACGAACCAAAUCACGUAUAGCUGGCACGCUGGAGAGCUAGCACCGAAUGAUCUACUCAUCAAGUCGUACUGGAAAACUCUCAGGUCUCCUUCCCGAAAAUUAUGGAAGCAGCCCCUCGUGGCUGUUGAGUGUGCCUAUAACAGGACAAGUGAUUUCGACGCAGCUUUCCUUUUCUCGGCUAAUAUGUCGAGCAACGAUGUGACAUUGACGUUUGACCAGAACCCCGAAUUCAAGGACUUGGUCACUGAAGCUCGGAACAUGUCAAAAAACCAGUAUCCAAAGACCAGGCAUCGGAUUCUGACGAGCCUGGACAAAGAAGACCCAAGGAUCAGUGCGAACUUCUUGUUAUUGGAAGAAGUGCCAAAAUAUUUCGAUAAUGGCACCCUCGAUGAUGAAUAUCCAAAUACCGCAAGUGAAAAGGAACUCGGGCUCCAUUUGUGCAGGGUAUAUGCUCGCUGGGCAGAAGUCGAUCUCUGGAUCGACCGUGGUAUAUCAAAUUUUGCCCGAAGCAAGUUUGAUUAUGCCCUCUUCGAUAUAUGGGAUCUGCUUGGUGAUACAGCAGAGGCAUACAAGCCUAUUAAGCUGCGGAAGAAAUGGUUAGAGACUGUGGGCCAACGGCGCAACAAAACCGACAAGAAGGCGGAUCUCAAGCAAGAUUCUAUUUGGGAUAAGGCCAUCGACAUCGCCGACGAGAUCCGGACUCGCGAACCUUAUUCUUCCGCCGAAGCAAACGGAAACUCACUACAGAUGGCGAUUGCAGUACAUCUAGCCGAUAUUCUCUCUCGAAUGGGCCCCGAUUACUAUGAUAAGAAGGGAAUCCGACCGUUCGACGAGGAUGAUGGUACAUCGCCCGGGCCAGAUAACCCUAUCGUCGAACACGAAUUCUUUCUGGGUGGCUACGGCUACAGCAUCCGAAGUAGCAACACUAUCCCUCUUGCUCUCGCCAUCUUGUUACUACACGUUGCCAUUGUCCUCAUUCAUGCUAUGGUCAUCCUCUUCUCUCGACACCGCUGGCUGAGUUCUUGUUGGGGUAGCUUCGGUGAGAUCCUUAUUCUAGCACUGUGUUCUAAGAAGCAUGAUCUGGGAAACGUUGGCGGGGGAGUGGAUAGUUCGCGGACUUGGAGUACACCUGCUGUGGUCAGGGCUGUUGGUAAUGAGGGGAGGCUGGAGAUGGUAUUGAGACAAGGGAACAGUGACGAAUUAAUAAAAAGAGAAGGCUAUGUCGGCGAAGAGGGAAUUGGCAAUGGGUAUACCCGUGUAGAGCCAGGUAUCAAGUAUCGAUAG